Benincasa hispida (wax gourd) is the source of this 489-nucleotide messenger RNA. RefSeq lists its product as uncharacterized. NCBI's taxonomy places the organism in Eukaryota, Viridiplantae, Streptophyta, Magnoliopsida, Cucurbitales, Cucurbitaceae. The record is from RefSeq and is a predicted model, not a curated record.
AUGUUGACGGCUCAAAGUAGGCAGAAAAGUUACGCUGAUGUUAGGUGUAAGGAUCUGGAGUUUGAGGUAGGUGGAAAGAUGUUUCUGAAAGUGGCACUUAUGAAGGGGGUGUUGAGAUUUGGCAGGAGGGAUAAGUUGAACCCUCGGUUCAUUGAGCCAUUUGAGAUCUUAGAGCGGGUUGGCACUGUAGCCUACUGGCUGGCUUUGCCCCCAUCCCUUUCUAUAGUUCACAAUGUUUUUCAUGUUUUCAUGUUGAGGAAGUACGUAGCAGACUCAUCUCAUGUUGUGGAUUAUGAGCCUUUUCAUUUAAAUGAGAACCUGAGCUACGAAGAGGAGCCCAUUCAAAUCCUAGCUAGGGAAGUGAUAGUUUUUCGCAAUAAGGAGAUCGCUUUGGUGAAGGUCCUUUGGCAGAAUCAUCAGUUCGAGGAAGCAACGUGGGAGCGCGAGGACAACAUGAGGGCACAUUGUCCCGAGCUUUUUCAGGAUUAG